Impatiens glandulifera is the source of this 828-nucleotide messenger RNA. RefSeq lists its product as uncharacterized. Lineage: Eukaryota; Viridiplantae; Streptophyta; Magnoliopsida; Ericales; Balsaminaceae. The transcript has 4 exons. The record is from RefSeq and is a predicted model, not a curated record. The coding region runs from base 1 to 828 and encodes 275 amino acids.
AUGAAGAAAUUUAGUGAUCGAUUCACUAGUGUGGUAAAUGAGCUAUAUACAAUUGGAAAAAUAUACGAUAAUCGGGAAAUAAUUGUUAGGGCAUUGAGAUUUUUGCCAAGUGCAUGGGAUAUAAAGAUCAUGGUAAUGCGAGAGUCAAGUAAUCUCGGGCAGAUGAAACUGCAUGAUGUAUUAGAGGAUUUGAAAGCGUACGAGUUUGAGAUGAAGUCUCGAAUCGAAGAUGAAGCUUCAACCUCAACCGCAACUAAAGCUUUAGUGACAUUGGUGGAACUACCGGCUCAUGUAUCAGCCGAUCCGACACCAAUCAAGAACCCUAAAUCAGAUCUGUCGGAAUGCAGAAGAUCGAGACGAGACGACCGAAAACCGGCAAACAACUACCAGAGGGGCGAUAACCAACAAAACGGUGAAGGAAAAGAGACUCAAAAAGCACUAAUAGCUUCCGACGGUAGAAGUGAGUGGGCUUACUCCGACAGUGAUGAAGACGGAGUCACUUGCCUCAUGGCUAAGGAAGAAGAGAUACCCAACUUUCAAGAGGAAUUCGAUUUCUCAAGUGAAGAAUUCACUAAAGAGAAUCUGGUCAGGAGGAGCAAGCGGUUAGGAAAUUCAGAAUGGUAUCUGGAUAGCGGGUGUUCCAGACAUAUGACCGGAAACAAUGGACUACUAACCGACAUUGUAUAUGAAGUCGGUGCAAUGAUCACUUUCGGUGACAAUUCUAAAGGUAGAGCCGUGGGCAAGGAAGAAGCUGCUUUAAUGGACCUUUUGAGAUUUAUGUACAAUAUCACUUUGUCAACAAAUUCAAUACAUGGCUUGCUGGACUAA